Messenger RNA from Astyanax mexicanus (Mexican tetra), 4008 nucleotides. It is a transcript of the gene cyp19a1b, whose product is annotated as cadherin-related family member 5b. The record is from RefSeq and is a predicted model, not a curated record. Gene Ontology annotation, cellular component: adherens junction; catenin complex; plasma membrane. NCBI's taxonomy places the organism in Eukaryota, Metazoa, Chordata, Actinopteri, Characiformes, Acestrorhamphidae. Bases 154 to 2382 code for a protein of 742 amino acids. Gene Ontology annotation, biological process: homophilic cell-cell adhesion; cell-cell junction assembly; cell morphogenesis. Gene Ontology annotation, molecular function: monooxygenase activity; iron ion binding; heme binding. The transcript is spliced from 15 exons.
CAUCUCAAAGGUUGGGUCUGAAGCAUGCUGUUUUCUCUCUCUUAUCCGCAGCACUGUGAAUGUGUUAUAUGAACAAGAAGCUGAUAGAGCAGAGAACCGCUGAUGCUCCAUAUCAUAUCAUUUCAUUAGCACUGACCCAUCAAACAGAGAACAAUGGAUCUAAAACAUCUCAACUUAACACUCAGAACAGCUUUCUGUCUCCUGGUCGUGUUCUCCAUCAACGCUUCUGGGCAACUGUGUACAACUGAAACCAACUCCCCAGUGUUCAAGGAGAACAACACUAUUGGGCAAGUUGUUGCUGAAAUAACUGUUCAGGAUGGGGUGACCAUGAAUAUCAUAACUAACCCUGAAGAAGCUUUUGGCCUAAAUGGCACUAACCUUGUGGCAGUCAAAGUUCUGGACUAUGAGACCCUUGAUAACAACAUACUGCUAGUUGAAAUACAAUGCACCAGACCAGGGGAGACUUCGCCUCUUCUACGCAUUAUUGUUACGGUGGAAGACAUCAAUGACAAUCCUCCAGUGUUCGCACAGAGCCACUACCAGCUGGAAGUACCCGAGCUGUCACCAAUUGGCACAAGUGUUGAAAAAAUUGAGGCUACUGACCUUGAUAAAUUCCCACUGAACUACACCCUUCACUCCCCCAUGGGUGAAUUUAGGCUGCAGUCAUAUUUAAACCCAUUAAUCCUGGUAAACAAAAAUCUGGAUUAUGACACCACUCCAGAAGUCACUCUUAUGCUCUAUGUUGAGGAUUCUCCACCACCUGUUCAUACUGCCUCAGCUACAAUUACAGUGACAAUCACUGACAUCAAUAACCGACCGCCAUGGUUCCAGCCUUGUACAGAAACCCUUAUUGGCAUCUCCAAAAUCUGCCUCAAUACUGGAUACCAAGGGACAGUCAAUCUAACAGAGCAAGCGACUGAAGCUUUGACUCUGGAACCUGGUCCAGUUCAUGCCAUUGAUGGAGACAAAGGCAGGAAUGAUCCAAUCAAUUACAGACUUCUUUCAGGAAAUGAGGAUGGUAUAUUCAGCAUUGAUCCAAACAGUGGGGACAUCACAAUGCUGAAGGCAGUGGAUGUAGCAGGACCAAUUGUACUGACAGUCAUGGCCUAUGAGCAGCUCACUCCGGACAUGUUCGCCACCACCACCGUCACACUACAGGUGGUCAUCAAGAGCUUGCAUCCCCCAAAGUUCGUUAAAUCCAGUUAUGAGGGCUUUAUCUCUGAAGAUGCAGAUGUGGGCAGUAUGGUGCUGGAAAGCAAGAACAGCAACAAACCUUUACAAGUUCUGGCCACAGAUGAUGACUUUGCUGAUGGAAAAAAUCCAAGCAUUGCUUAUGAAGUUGUAGGUAGCAAUGAUUUCAGAAUCACAACAGAAGGCUUCAUACUUAUAGUACGAUCACUUGCUCCAGGUACAGCUGACUUACAGAUGCGUGUAGCUGAUACAACCAAUGGUGAAUUCAGCACAGCCUCCUUGUCUGUGGAAGUAACUCCAGGGGUCCCUACAACCACUAUGGAUAUGCCCACCACAGCCAAAGACACGAUUACAAGCCCUGAAAUCACAGAAAUGGCCACAGUCACUCCUGUUACUACAGAAACGGUUACAGAACUAACAAAGACCUCCUUUGAUCCAGUUACAAUGACAUCAUCUUCAGGCAAUACUAACAGUCUUCAAACAGAUGGUUUGCCUGGUCCAGGAGGUGACUUUGGGUCAGAAGACAUGGCAGCUCUGGGGGCCACACUGGCUGUCGUGCUGCUCAUCUGCUUGGUGAUCAUUGGCGUUCUGGUGUACCGUGUCAAAAGAAACAGUUCAGACUGGAAGAAGUUGUCUGAGGCCAGCAUCUUCCGCAGCACGCUAAACGGUGGUUCAGCUGGGCCUAAAGACGGUGUGCAGUACAUCAAUGACGGCUUCCAGGGCGAUGAGGACAAAGGCAGCUUGAACUCCAAGGAGGCAGCGGAGUUGCCCCUUCCUCAGGGGCCAGGGCUGAAGCGCAGUGUGCCGGAAGAACUGGAGAAACAGAGCAGUGCCCCUGUCCCUCUGGGCCUAAGCAGCAGUGACACCAGCUCACCUCCUGAAGACUCCAGCAGCCUGAGCCCCUCAGACACCACAGACAGUGAGAAGGAGGUGAAGCCCAUUCUCACCAAAGAACGACGGAUGGAGGACGGCUACAAAGCAGUGUGGUUUAAACAGGACAUUGAUCCCAGUGUCAAGGAGGAAGUGGUCAUCAUUCCUGACAGUGGAGAGAUGGAUGUAGGACAAGAAGACGAUGACGAUGAUGAUGAUGAGGAGGAGGAGGAGGAGGAAGGUGUUACAGGUAUGAAUAGGUUUGCACGGCGAUCAGGCUCAGACUCAGAGGAUGAAGAAACCAUGACUUCAGACUUGUAACCUCUGAACUGGAGGAUAAACUGUCAACCAGCAGUCAUCAAACCAAUGUUGUAUCUUACUUAUGACACAUCCUUGUUUGUAGAAUUUCAGAUACUAUAGAAAGUCAAAUAUGUAGGGAUGCUGUGGAAUGGAAUUUUUUGGUCGAAAUUGAAACUGAAUGUCCGAAGGCCGAAUACCAAACACUGUUUUUCCCAAAUUUCCAUAAAAUGUUACAAUUUUUAAUACAUUUUAUGACAGAAAAAAUGAUUACAAAAUGAAAAUUUAACAAUAAGUAUUAAACACAGAUCAUUUUAAUAUCCAUGCAGACAAACCAGCAAAGCACAAUACAUUUACCUCAGCAGUGCUACUCUACUCACAUCUCACAUCUAGCCAUCUUAUUAGUAUCAUUUGACUAAUGGUGAAUGCACUUAAGCAGUGCAAAUUUAAUCAUAAACUACCCCAGCAAUGCUACUUAAGUGAAUUAGGAAACUUACACAGAGGAAAAAAACAGAUGUUAAAAUAAGUUUAGUUAGCUGGGUGCAGCUUGUAUUAAUCAGCUGGAAAAGCUAUGACCGCUGAACAAAUCCUAACAUAGUGAAAAGGCUGCAAUAUGACUUAAAAUAAACAAGUCAUUGUUUGGUAUAAAAUAUUCUCUUUUUCUUAUUUACCUAUUUUUUCUAUUUUUUACCUAUUGCAUUCACAACAUUCUACAUUGUUUUUCAUACAACUCUGAUCAAGGUUUGUUAAGUACUAUGUACAAUUGUAUAGUUUUAGAAUAUAAAAUUAAAUUCAAAUGUAAAUAGAAUAGCUGCCUAGUAAUAAAAUACUUUGUGAUGGAGUUUGGGAUGAGACACAAACACACGUUGGUGAAUUAUUAUAGCCACAGGUCUGUGCCAUAAAAAGAGAGACAGUAAGGGGGUAAUAAAUGCCUUAUGACUUAUGAAUCUGUACUUGGACCUGACACGGGUGUAACGGCGGUUGCUCUAGCAACCUUUCAUUGUGGCUCUUUGUUUAUAUUUUUUAUGGCCUUGUGGGGCAUGUGAGCUUUGCUGAGCAGCAAACAAGCACCCUUUGACCUCUUAAUUAUGAAAUCAAUGCCUAAUAAUCAUACAUGCCCUAUCUCAGAGAAUAUGAGCUUUGACCGUUGACUUGUAAUAAAGCACCUGCAUUAAGAUUCAUAGCUUUUCAUAGCAGGAAGCAAUUCAGCACUAUGAGUAGGUUUCCAUAUUUCAUAAUAAGAUGUUGCAUCCAGUAAUUUAAGAAGCCAUUUUAAAUUGUCCAUAUGGAUGAAAAAACUAAUACCUACUUGACUAUAAAUGCCAUUUAUAUAUAACUAUAUGUUGAUGCUCUAUAUUGUUAUCAUGAUUAUUUUGGAGGCACUUGCUGUUCUGAAGCAUGAUAGUUUGGGCAGGAAGAGCAGAGAUAUGCUCUCUCUCUUAGACACUAGCAGACACCGUUCAGGCACAGAGGAAAUAUAAUAAACGUUUGUCAAGAGUAAAUCUAAAGAGUUGGUGAAAUCAAAAUCAUUCAUGAACAGCAUGUAAAAAAACGUUAAAUAUAUUAUUUUUGUAAUUUUGUAAUCUUUGUACAUACGUUUAAAUAAUGAUGAAUGGACCAAUAAAAACAUUAAAUCUAUAAAAUCUACAA